Messenger RNA from Dioscorea cayenensis subsp. rotundata (Guinea yam), 1818 nucleotides. RefSeq lists its product as uncharacterized. Lineage: Eukaryota; Viridiplantae; Streptophyta; Magnoliopsida; Dioscoreales; Dioscoreaceae. The transcript is spliced from 3 exons. The coding region runs from base 1 to 1818 and encodes 605 amino acids. The record is from RefSeq and is a predicted model, not a curated record.
AUGGAUACAUUGGUGGACCAUGCCCAAUCUGCUUUUCUUAAGGGUAGAUGUAUUCUUGACAAUUUUGCCAUAGCAGAGGAGGCAAUCUUCAGUAUGCAUAAGAGAAGACUAAACGAGCACAUUCUAAAGGUGGACUUCUCUAAGGCUUUCGACUCUGUUGAUUGGGACUUCUUGCUGGAGCUCUUGAGGGUGCGGGGUUUUGGAUCUAGAUGGCUAGGAUGGAUAAACUCGAUCCUCAGCUCUUCGAAGGCUUCGAUUUUAAUAAAUGGGUCUCCUAGCGGAUAUGUGAGGUAUCAACGUGGUUUAAGACAGGGUGACCCGUUGUCGCCUCUGCUCUUUGUGCUGGUAUCGGAUGUGUUAUGCACAAUGUUCGAUAAUGCGUUGAAUUCUCACGUCCUGAUUGGUGUUCCGUUGGGAGAAUAUGGGAGUAUAUGCAAUUUGUACUAUGCAGAUGAUCUGUUGGUUCUAACAGUUGGUGGAGCUGAAGACCUUAGAGUUAUUAAAUUAAUCCUUCUGGUGUUUGAGGGGCUCUCUGGGCUGGAAACCAAUUUCUCUAAGACUUUUACUUACCUUGGUAUCCCUGUCUCGGGUAGAAGGCCUCGGAAGCAAGAUUGGGAGAAAUUAGUUAUUUCUGUACUUUCGGCGGUACCAACGUACUGGAUGUCUUUAUUCCGUCUCCCUCCGUGGGUUAUAAAAAAAAUUAACCGAAUUCAAAGAGACUUCUUAUGGUCUGGAGCUGAUAUUGAUAAACCUCGAUGUAGACUUGUGGCUUGGAAGAAUAUUUGUUGCUCGAAGGAGCAAGGCGGUUGGGGUAUCUUAGAUUUAUCUUCCUUCAACCUCGCCUUGUUGGGGAAAUGGAGAUGGAAGCUACUGGUUAAUCCGCAUUGGAGAGGGGUGAAGAUUCUGCGAUUCAAUUAUAAGGACCCUAUUUGGGAUCUGUAUAAGCACCCAAGAGGAAGAAUCUCAUAUUUUUGGUCGGGUGUCUCUCGGUGCCUCCUUGCUUUUCGUGAAUGUGUGACGGUUCAUGUCAAAUCUGGGUCUGAGACGCUCUUCUGGAAAGAUAGAUGGUUCAACGGUCUCGCUCCAAUGUACAUCUGGGCAGAAGAGUUUCUUGUGUCUCCUAGGCCUAAUGGUACGAUCAGGGAGUUGGCCUUUUUACUUACGGCCCCCCGCUUUGCUUCGAACUCGGUGACUCGCUCGACCUGCCUAGGGCUGAACUUGGGGGAUGAUAAUGAGAAGGAUCAAAAGCUUUGGAGCCUAACAGCUAAUGGGUCUUUCUCGGUCAAAUCUUUCUAUUGCCGUUUGAAUGAGGGAGGAUUGCGGUGCCCUCUUGCUAACGUCCUGUGUAAGGGGCCUUGCCCGAGGAAGGUUAACAUUCUUAAUUGGCUAGUUUGGAAGAACAAGGUUCUUUCCCUGAAGAAUCUUGCGAGACGUCGCUGUAAUAAGCUACGUACUGACACUUGUGUUUUAUGCCACUCCGGUGUUGAAUCGGUGGAUCAUCUUUUCCUAAAUUGUCAGUUCUCUAAGGAGGUUUGGGAGAGCCUUGUUGGGUUUCUCCAGCUACCAGUGUUACCCCCUACUAUAUCUCUUUUGUGGGGUGACUGGAGGUUGGCCUUACGUUUGGAGAACCGGGUGUUUGGGGUUUGGACUACUUAUUUGCUAUUAUCAUGGUUCUCUGCAGCUACCGAGGGUUUGAGAGAGCAGCUGACUGCCCCUAUCUCUGCUAUCAGGCGCAGCUUAGAGUUCGAGGGACCUCGCUCAGAGGGGCUGGUGGCCACUCACAUGUCCGAGGAGGACCAGGUUGACAGAGAGGAGUAG